Molecule: messenger RNA, 6904 nt
Organism: Crotalus tigris (Tiger rattlesnake)
Lineage: Eukaryota; Metazoa; Chordata; Lepidosauria; Squamata; Viperidae
Gene: PYGO1
Product: pygopus family PHD finger 1
Exons: 3
Coding region: 3543-4814 (423 amino acids)
Source: RefSeq, a predicted model, not a curated record
AUUGUAAGCUGACUGGUACAGUUCCCUUCUGUUUCCAUUCAGAAAAGGGUUGGCCAAACAUCUCAGAUGGGACUCCCAGAUGGGUCUCUUGCAGGUGACAGGAAAUGUCCAUUUAGGACACGAGGCUGGUUGUGGAUCUGAAUGGUGGUGGGUUUAGUGAGAGGACCGACGGCCUCCUUCCCAGCUCUCCCUGCCGCACUGUGGGGCUAACGAGCUGGCCUGUGGCCUUGUAAGAGCCCAGAGGCUGCCGUGUCGGCUGAGAGCUCAGGCCAGGCCAACAUUGUCUUUACCACCACUUUUUGGAUGCAAAGGCUUUAAAGAAAAUAAUGAUCUUGUACCAAAGAAUGCUCUGUGGAAAGAAAGCUGCAUAUUUACCCCAAAAGAUAGUUGAAAUAGUUAAAACUGCAGCAUCAAAUAAUUUUAAUGCCUAAGUAGAUAUGAACCCAAAGGAGCCGAGAACCAAAUGGAGAUUAGGAGUGGACUACGUGGUUUUACAAUGUGACCUUUAGUAUUGUUGCUGCCAGAACUCUUUUAUAAAAGUUGAAGUAAGACCCUCUUCAGCUCCAAAGACUUCAAGUGUAAUUUUGUUUUCCUUCAGCAGUUCUAUUAACAGAAAGAAUAUUUCUGAAUGUUCAUUUAUACUGAUUGAAGAAAAGGAAACUCAUUUGCCAAAGAUGGAUUGAGAGGCCUUGUUUGGUCAAAGCUGAGCCUGCCACACCACCAAAGGAUGUCUACUCGGGUGGGCAGCUUGCUGAGUUUUGUAGCAAUACAUUCCAAGGGCCGCUGUGCUGAGGGGGGGGGGCUUCUGCAAAUACUUAUUUGACAUUUGAUAUUGACAUUUUUGGACCUCUUCUGGGGAUAGUGAGGCAGUGCCGGGGCAUUCUAGUUUUGGCAGUUGGCAGCUGAAGGAAUGCCCCUCCCUUGAGCCCUUUGGAAGAGCCCUCGGGAUGGAGGAGCCUGCCCUCACUCAGAGGUGGGGGCGGAACAGAGGAAUCCUGGUCCAGGAAGGUGCCCUGAUGGCCUCCUUGGGUGUUUCUGCUUCUCCUAUAGAGGGUCCUUUUCUCCCAAGUUGCCAGAAUGCCAGCUCAAGAGAGGGAGAGGGAUUUGCAAGUUGGAAAUAGUUUGUGUCCAAGGUUGCAGCAAAUGAAGAAAACCAAAGAUAUUUAAGGCUAUCUUGGUGUAGAGGCCUGUGCUAGGUAGGUAGGUGAGCUUUCUGUACUUUUGUUUUUUUUGCUUUGAAUUGGCAUUAUCUUUUCAGGUGACCCCCCCAUCUUUAUCCAGAGAGAGGGGAUGAAUGAUCUUUCCUUCAUCUUCGGGCAAACCUGGGUUAGCGUGGGGUAGGGGUUGAGGGUGACUCUCGCCAGAAGGAACCUUUGGAUGCUUCCUAGCAAAAUGGCUGCUUUUCUUCCAUCUUCUUUUGAAUCCCCAUCAGUUCCUCUGGGACAUCCAAGAAAGCAUUUAGAAACAUGAUUUGAAUUCCAGCAAAAAACCUCCCCAGUGCAUAGGAUGAGCUUGUGCCAUCAGCAACCUGGACAGGUAGAAUAGUUGGUUCACGUGGAAACACCUGUAACUAGGUCCUCCAUCCUGAAGGAGCAAAAAAACGCUCCUUGAGUUCUGCUUCUCCUGUAGAGGGUCCUUUUCUCCCGAGUUGCCAGAGUGCCACUUUUCCAAAUAUCAGUGCAGGGCAUAUUGUCCAUGCAGUGCCAAGCAAAGAGUCAGGUCAGGUGCACAAGGUGUCUGUAUAUGCAGUUUGCAGGCAGUUGAAUGUGACUCUUCCCCCUUCCCCAGGCAGCUGGGCGACCUCCUGACCUGUAUUCAGGGACACAGCUGAGUUGUGUGGAUUCAGCCACAAUGACCUGCAAGCAUUGUCAUUUGCGAACCUCGCCAGUCAUGGCAGGUUCAGCAAACCUUGUUUCCAUUCGUUUGGGAGACCCUUAUAUCCCAGGUUUCAGGUUUAAGAUGCCUGUCUUAAUUUUGUUCUGAACACUGUCCUGAAAGUAUUCAUCUGUUUAAAAAGAGGUUUAUGUUUUUCCAUCUCAUCCUCGGGGUGCUUCAGAACCCUAGCUGGCGUCGUCACCGCAAGAUUUGCUUUGUGUAACAUUUCUUUGGGCACAUCUGUUUUGCUGCUGUUUUUACCCUUCUUGUUCUGAAGCACCACCCCACCCCAAAAGCAGGGCAGUGAAGCCUCAGGAAAAGGGGCUUGCACACCUUGGCUGCCUUGCCUUGAUCUCAAAAAUGGAUGGCAACACCACCCAACUCUCACUUGCACCUUGGGGUAAUUCACCGAAUUCACUUUCCAUCAGUUUGGAAGAGCAACUAAAACCAGAGCAGGAGGGAAAUGUUGUCUCUGAAGUAUCUGAAAUCAAUCACAUCCAGGUUCAGUUGCGCAUUGGAGCAAGUGUGAACCUCAUUACUGGGGUGUACUUUGCUGACUCCUGACUUCUUUUGGGCAACUUGGCACAUGGAACUUCCACCCUCCCCAGGUGGGAAUUACCCCCUCCCCCCAGGGGAAAGCCAUCUCAAUCAACCCACCACCUGCUGCAUCAAGCCUGGCACUUUGGUAAAUGGCUGUUUAAAACACUUCCCUAUAUUCUUGAGGAUGUGAAUGAAUUGCCAGUGUGGGAGUCCAGCGAGGCUUUUUGGCCGAGGGUGUUCUGGCUCCUGCCACUCUUGCUGUUUUCUUGAAGGGCCGUCAACUGCUGGCUGGCCAAUGGGGGAAACGAGCUGAAUUGUAUUAAUUUUAUAUUUGACUCAGGGGAUCAGCUCUGUGAACUCUGUUGUGUGAGGACAGUUGGUGAUGGUCUGAUAAUGAAUGUACUUUUUAAUAUGUCUUUUUAAAACAUUUUGCUUAUGUGCUUUUUUUUUUUAAACCUUUUGAUAGCAUAGUGAAUAUUUAACUGUGUCCUUCCUCUUUCCCCUCACUUGUUCCCAGGCUUGUCCUGAUGCUAGCACAAACGUCAUGCCAAAAAUGAGUAGAAAUUUAAAUGCCAAAAUGUUUAUGAAACUGCUGUCUUAUACAGAUAGAUUGCACAGUUGAAAUAAAAGUUUCCUGUAGUAAUUGGCGGCCUGUUUCCCUUUGAGGGCUCCAUUCUUCUUUUCCCAACUCUUCCGCGGCGCACAUAGCGGCGGGACCCCGGGGACGGGAGGGCGCGGGAAACGAGCAAUAAGGACAGAACCUACGCAUCGCGGGAGGGGGGGGCACGCGCCGGGACGCCACCAACCCCCAAUUCCGGCCCACUGCCGAUAAGUGCCUCACUCGUAAGCAGCCUUCCGAAGCAGUGGGCGGGCAGGGGCUCUCUCGGAGUCCGCAGGCAACGGAGCGCGGGUGGGAAGCUCGAGAGAUGCGGCGCUGUCCUACCGGGACCACCCCCGAGGCUCCAAGCGGCCCGGCCGGCUGAGCAGCAGCUCCUGGCAGGGGCGGCGCGAGAGGAGGGGUCCGCCCCGCCGGCGGAGGGGCCGGGCUGCGCAUCGCGGUCGCCGGGUCGGUGGCUGCCUGGGUGCUGCGCCUGCCCGGCGGGGCGGGCCACCAUGCUGCGCCGGCAAUGUCCGCGGAACACGAGAAGGAGCCCGGCGCGGCGCUCAAGAGGCCUCGAGGGGUGGACGGCGGCGUGGAGGGCUUGGCGGGCGCUGGGCUGCAGCUGGGCAGCCCCGACAAGAAGCGCAAGGGCGGCGCGCAGGGCACCCCCUUCCCUGCGCCUGCCUCCGAGUACGCCCCGCCGCCCAACCCGAGCGCCGAGCACUUGAUCGCUGUCAACCCCUUCGACGACAGCUACGCCGCCGCCGUCGCCUACAAGCCCGCGAGUGGCCCCUACUUCGCCGGCCCCGCGUAUUCCGGCUUCGGGGGCUACAACGCCUUUAGGAUGCCGCCUCAUGUACUGCCCAGACUGGCGUCCCCGUACGGGGCGCCCGCCUUCCCCCUCCGCCACCGGCCGUCCCCCUUCGGCCAGAGCCCGGCAGGAGCCGCCUUCAGCAGGGCUCCAGCCGUGACCUUCGGGUCGCCAGAGAACGUGGCGGGCUUCGGCUACCAGCCCUCCUACAGCGCCAGCCAAGCCCUGACUGGGCCCGGCCUGCCCUUCCGGCCCAACCCCGGUGAAAACUUUGGUCACAUACCCUCGCAGAAUGCAGGCCCCAUGCCUCCAUCUGCCAGGCAUUUGGGGCCGGGCCCCAACCCUGCCUUUGGCAGCUCCCUGACGGAGCCCAACCACUCUUAUGCUCUGGGGCUGAACAGCUACAAUCAGGAAAAAGCUUUCCCAAAACUGGGGGUCAGCAAGCAUCAGCCUCCGCCCCAGCAGCACCACCCCACCUCGCAGGGAGCAGAGGGUCUGCUGAGCUCAGGAAGCACAGAUGUAAAGGCCAGCCGGCACCAGCACCUCCCAGUGGGCACCCCAGAGGGGGUCCUGCCGAAGCACAUGGAAAAUCUGAACAGUGCCCAUGUGAAUGGGACCCCUGCUAAACCCCGCCUGCCCCAUGGAGGUCCUGAGGGAAGCAGCUCAGAGAAGGGUGGUGGGGGCGAUGGCGGCAGUAAAAUCCUGCUGCACCCCCCCCAGCACGACCACCUGCUCUCUGAGCCAGUUUACCCAUGUGGGAUUUGUACCCACGAGGUGAAUGAUGAUCAGGACGCCAUCCUCUGUGAAGUCUCCUGUCAGAAAUGGUUUCAUCGGAUCUGUACAGGCAUGACGGAAUCAGCAUAUGGCCUGCUGACCGCAGAGGCUUCGGCAGUCUGGGGCUGCGAUACUUGCAUGACAGACAAGGACAUUCAACUGAUACGCACCAGGGAGGUGGUGGGACCACCAGCCCUGAACACUGACGUCUGAACAACCCCCCCCCCCCCCGUGGUUUGUGAAACUCCAUCUUUCCACACAUUUUGUUAUAUGCCCAAGUGCAUUAAGUUUUCAUCAGAAGAACUUGAGGUGCUUUCUUCCUGACAGUGAGGUUUAGGCCUACAAAAGGGCUGCUUUUGUAAAACUCUUCAGUCUGCAGAUGGAAUGUAGUGGAGGAACCAUAAUGUCACACAAUAUAUUUUCAGUACCUGCCACUAUCUUAACUCUGUUUCUGCGGUUUCUCCAGUUGAAAAAAAAAAAAGCAGUUCUAGGGAACAACUGGGAAAUGAUUUGUAUGUGAGCUGGAAUUUAUCUAAUGAGGGUAACCCAGCUAGUAUUUUUGAAUUCUACUGCUAUUUUUAUAGUGCUUAUAUUUUAUAGUGCUUAUUUCUGAUCACAUUAGCAUUAUGUGCAGUCUCUCUCUCUCUCUCUCUCUCUCUCUCUCUCACACACACACACACACACACACACACACACACCCUGGCAGGUAAUAAUUGAGUGUGAGUUACCAUGGCUACCAGCCAUGGUAACCAGGUAACCAGGGGGUACCAGCAUGAUUGCGGAGUUUUAUCCUGGAGAUUAAGAUUAGGAGAGGCAACCCCACAGAAGCUUCUUGAGAGGAAUAGCAGCAACCAAAUGGCCACCAUCUGUGGGAGACUGGCUGCAUCAGCCCAGUGGCCAUUUUUUGGAAACCAUCUUGAGCAUUUGGAGGGGACUUGGAUUCUCAGCUGCUUGCCUAAGGAAAAGUUGGUGGAAAACUGACACACCAUGUCAAUUCCUUUGUGCAUAAGUUGGAUGGGAACAUUCAUACUGUUUCCCUCCUUGAGGGAAUCUGGUUGGCCAUCCCAGGCAGUGGGGAAGUUUCCCAGGUAGCAAGCUGUGCAGAUGAAUCCAAUUCUAAUAUCUCCAUUUAGCAAAUGGCAAGAUGCCCAUGACUGAAGAUCAAUCCAACAAUAAACAUGAAUGAACAAAUGAACACUACACUAAAUAUUUGUUUUCCUUUAGUUUGUCUUGGAGAUAAAUCAGAAUGGAUCUGUAUCUCUGGGCUGGAAACAAUUGGAGCAAAAAUAAUUUGGGCUACUUAAGCCAGAAGUAAGUGAUGGAAGUCAACUUAGAAAUCUAGUAGGUAUCUCAAGAGAUUUUCUUUUGUAAUUGAUUGUAGCUUCCAUGCUCCUGGAAUUUGGAGGACAAACACUCCCUCUUGUGACUAGUUCUCCCCCAUUCCUGGUUCAGGUGUCUGUGUAGCUUUAAAACACCUGGCCAUCUAUUACCUGGUCCAAAGUAGAGUCUCAGAGCAGGCAGGAGUUUUGCUGCUGCUGCUGAUUCUACAGAUCUGGCCCUGUGCUGCCCCCAACACAGAAGCCACCCAAGUUGAGAGGAAAGUACACAACUUGUGAACCCCUUUCCCUUUUUCCCAUCUGUCUGUGCCCUAAUUAUGUGUGGAAUAACACUUCACACGUUUACAAAUUAUGGGGAUGUUUAAAUACCCUUAAUGUGGGACUUUAGUCCUGAGUUAUUUUUAAAAAAUAAAAUCAGUGACUUUUCAUUUUAUUUUUAAUAGGAAUUUUGCUAUCCUUCAUGCUUAAAUGUGUACCUUGUUAUAUAUAAUAGAGCCUUGCUUGCUAGUAAUGUGUAACAUACAUACUUGGCAAUGUGUCUUUUCGGUUGAAUGUGAUUUAAUUACUGUUUCAUAUUAAAACUUGUCUUAUGUAUGCUUACCUAUACCUGUUUUGGGGAUAUCAGUUGAGUAAUUUUUAUACAAUCUCAAAUGCGUUCCACAUUGGUGACAUUUAUUUUUGCAGCAACUUUUAAAAUAAAGAACAUGUCUGAAAUAACACAUGCAAUAGGACUGUGACGCGUGGCAAAGUUGAUGUAUGUAAUUCAAAUUGGAAUCGAGUUCCCAGACUUUGUCCGUUAUUGUUCCCUUAGUACGAAAUGAAAUUACUAUGUAAUACAAAUAAUUUCAUAUCAUGGUGCCUGUGUGAACUACUCUAUAAAGUAUAGGAAUGACGUUUCUGUUUCUAUGUUGAUGGAUGGCGAGCUGAGCGGACCUCACGCCAAUGAUUAAACCGGUUUUUGAUGUA